Messenger RNA from Haplochromis burtoni (Burton's mouthbrooder), 935 nucleotides. RefSeq names its product olfactory receptor 142-like. The transcript has a single exon. Gene Ontology annotation, cellular component: membrane. Gene Ontology annotation, biological process: G protein-coupled receptor signaling pathway. Lineage: Eukaryota; Metazoa; Chordata; Actinopteri; Cichliformes; Cichlidae. The record is from RefSeq and is a predicted model, not a curated record. Gene Ontology annotation, molecular function: G protein-coupled receptor activity; olfactory receptor activity. The coding region runs from base 1 to 918 and encodes 305 amino acids.
AUGGUGAACUCAACUGUGCCUUACUUUAUCCUCAGCACAUAUAUAUAUGUAGGAAGUUUGAAAUACUUGUUCUUUGUGUUAAUUGCGCUGUUAUACUUUAGUAUAGUUUUUGUGAACACGUCUCUGAUUGUGGUUAUCUGUGUGAACAGAAGCUUACAUGAACCUAUGUACAUGUUUCUGUGCAGCCUGUUUGUGAAUGAGCUGUAUGGUAGUACAGGGCUGUUUCCGUUCCUCCUGCUUCAGAUCCUCUCUGAUGUUCACACUGUUUCUGCUCCUCUCUGCUUCCUGCAGAUCUUUUGUCUCUACACGUAUGGACACGUAGAGUUUUGUAAUUUAGCCGUCAUGUCUUAUGACCGAUAUCUCGCUGUCUGUUAUCCCCUGCACUACAAAUCACAUAUGACGGAUAACAAAGUAGUUAUCCUCAUUGUUGUCAUAUGGUUGUACUCUUUUGUGAAAUUCACGAUCACGUUGUGUUUAACCCUCCGUCUGACGUGGUGUGGGAAAAUCAUAAAUGGGCUGUAUUGCCAUAACUACCUAGUUGUAAAGUUGGCCUGUUCAGACACCAACCUGAAUAAUCUUUUUGGGCUUUUUGGUAUUGUCAUCACUGUUUUAGUUCCUCUGCUUCCAAUCUUCUACUCCUACAUGAAAAUACUCAAAGUGUGUUUUUCUGGGUCCAGACAGAUGAGACGUAAAGCUGUCAGUACCUGUGCGCCUCACCUGGCCUCCCUCCUAAACUUUUCUUUUGGGUGUUUAUUUGAAAUACUCCAGAGCAGGUUUGAUACGACCAGUGUACCCAGUGCUCUGCGAAUCUUUCUGUCUCUGUAUUUCCUCAUCAUUCAACCGCUUUUAAAUCCGAUCAUGUAUGGGACACAAAUGUCUAAAAUAAGACAUGUGCUGUGCUAUAAAAUGUCGCUGUGAUUCUUACACAUGUAGGA